Messenger RNA from Oldenlandia corymbosa var. corymbosa, 534 nucleotides. The record is from the annotation of a GenBank genome assembly. Lineage: Eukaryota; Viridiplantae; Streptophyta; Magnoliopsida; Gentianales; Rubiaceae.
AUGAAAAAGAAACUUUACUUCUUGAAGGGAAUAUGGGCUGCGGUGGCGACGGCAGCUUACUCCCUUCAAUCGAACUGUCUAACUUCAAGUCCACAGCAGCAUAAGCAGAUGCAACUCCGAAAUCCCGAGGCCAAUUUUUUCCCCUUUAAUCAGAAUCCCAGUGCCAUCAACGCGAUACAAGGACGGACCCAUUUCAGAGUCUUGGACAAUCGAAGAAUCGGAAGGUCUUGCGGAUUCACGAGUUUCGCCUUCCCCAUUAUUGAUGUGGACCGCAUGAGCAGGAUACCGCUUGUGUACUUCCAAAGGGAGGAAUAUGCAAAACGUGCGAGACAAUUAAUAAGGUCGAUGGCAUUCAGCAUACGCACUCAACUGAGGGUAUACGAGCAAUUGAAGAACGAGAGCUCGAUGGAUCUGCCAUGGAAGAGUGAGAUCGACGGCGCGGGGGAUCUGAAUGGUAUGGGCGAGAACUGGACCAAUGAGAGCGACCAAGUGAAUCCGUACGGUAGAAUCGGCGGGAUCUGCUGGAUUCCAUGA